Pisolithus orientalis is the source of this 2473-nucleotide messenger RNA. RefSeq lists its product as uncharacterized. The transcript has a single exon. Gene Ontology annotation, molecular function: protein binding. The record is from RefSeq and is a predicted model, not a curated record. NCBI's taxonomy places the organism in Eukaryota, Fungi, Basidiomycota, Agaricomycetes, Boletales, Pisolithaceae. Bases 104 to 2419 code for a protein of 771 amino acids.
CCAGUGCCAUCCAACAAGGUAGGAUCAAAACUUGGCCCAUAACACGCUGUCUGAAACACUGCAGGACACUGGGCUACUCGACAGUACCUUUGUGCACGCAUGAAUGUCCUUUGGCCGUGCAGCCUCACAGUUAGAGCGUCUCGCAAUCGCCUUUCACCGUCCUAGCCUUCCUAAGCCUCCAUUGCACAACACCAGAAACAACCGGUUCCCAAUUCUUGUUACCAGCCAAAUAUGCUCACGGAAAUUCAGUACAUUGCCACUCGCUGCACAACCAGAGCCUUCCGUCCGACCGCAACGACGGGUACCGCAUCAGAAGUUGGCGUCUGUUCGCGCACAAAUACACGACGCGCUGGAUUCGUUGGAUGAAUCUCAACCAGAGCGACAUCCAUUAAAGGAGGAUCAGAUCCUGCGCGUCCUCGACACCCUUGCCAGCUCUGCACGGCCUCAAGACCUCGCUCUGAUCGAGAAAGUUCUAGCCAACUUCACGUCUCUGUGUGGUCUCCCCGUGGUAGCUGACGUCCACAGUCACAUCAUUCAUGGGUUGCUAAGGCAGGGAAAUCCUCAGACUCUGCUAAACUGGCUUGUUCAAAUGCGUCAGAAGCCUGGGAACGUCCAGCCAUAUCUCCAGCAUUGGCACAUGUUUCUCGAGUACUGUGCGGACGUGGGUCAUGUCAGGAUGAUACGGAUUGCCCUGUCUAAGAUGGCCCACAGCGGCUGCCCUCCUAACAACCGUACCCUCAAAAUCCUCUUCAGGGCGAUGUUCAACUCUGGGGCUUCUGUGAAGGACUUCCAUGCAGCUUUCAACGACAUAGAGAAGUACACGUUCUGGUACGACGAGGACGUUGCCAACAUGCUCUAUGAUGGUUUCGUGAAGCUUAACCAGACUCAACAAGCAAGAGAAGUCAAAGCGGAGUUUAACAGGCACUUCCUUAAGAGAGUAAUUAAGGAGAGCCCAAGACUUGUAGAAUGGGAGGAAAGUCUGGCGCUCGAAGUUGAACGACAUGGUAUGGUCGACGCGGUCAAACUCUGCAGAUCUCUUCAAGAAGAUGGAUACAAAGUUCAUCACCGUACACUUUCCAUUCUGUUACGUCGCAGCCACGACAUCUCUGACUUGGAGUAUGCCGGGGAAGCACUCGACUUGAAGCCAUCCGCAUUUCACUGGUCGAUCAUUAUUGCCAACGCAAUACGUGCUGGAAAUCUCCCUUCCGCCCUGUCCAGCUACCGUCAGUUCCGAUCGACUGGUUUACCGCUCAGCGCCCCUCUUUUACAACCCCUUAUCACCGGUUUGUGUAACACUGCGACUUCAGGUUCUAGCGAUGACCUGCUGGACCAGGCACUGAAGUUGUAUCAUGAGCUUGCGACCACAUUCCCUCCGGCGGAUCCUGAUGCACUCCCACGACGAGAAGAUCUGGAUUUCAUGCGCGAGCGUUCUGUCGGACCGGAUGCUUACAUGUAUGGCACACUCCUCCGAGCUAUGGGGAGUUCAACCGAUGUGCAGAAGUACUCCAAUGUUGCAAUCUCUCUUUUAGCUGCAAUGGAAGCCAGAGCCAUACCUCACACUUCCGUAAUCCUCGCAUCACUGAUCGUGAUUGCCAUGCGCUGUUCCUCAAGCGUAGAUGAAGCUUUGGAGGCAUACAGGCGUUUGGCUAGACAGACGAAUGUCCCGCGUAUCACUGCAUGGGGUUAUCAGUGGAUUCUGGAUACAUUGUCCAAGCUGACGUUCGGAGAGGACCGGUCCCUUCCACCCGUAUGGCACUACUUCGAAAUCGUUAAGGAUAUGCGUCUUUCCGGUCUGGCUGUCACCCCUACCAUAUACGCUCAACUACUCAAGCAUCUCGCCCACUUGGCUCCUGAUGCCCCAGAGGUCAUGAAAGACCGCCUCGCAGCUUGCGUUCGACGUGUUCACGAUCACCUCACGCUCGACCCCACUAUGACACCUAAUAUUUCACUCUGGAACCAACUCAUGGACACUUAUCAGCGCGUCGGUCUGUUCGCGGAAGCGUACAGAGUUUGGGAAAUGCUGCUCGUGAGCGAGAACUUUGAUCAUGCGAGCGUCUCCAUCAUACUGGAUGCAUGUGGCUUCGCCAAUGCGUGGCCUCUGGCUCAAAAGGUUCACAUGAGGCUAUCUGAACGAUCUUUCCUGUUUAACCAGGGGAAUUGGCAUUCUUACGUGGAAUGCAUGUGUCGUGUCGGGAGAUUGAAUGAUGCCGUGAAAACAGUUUGCUUACAGAUGGGUCAAGGUCAGAAAGACGUGGCACCCAAUGCGGAUACGAUCCAGGUUCUUUUGACAUUCGCUACAAGGGCGAAUCAGCAGGACGAGGUGCUUUCUCGGAUACAACGAUACCUUCCAGACCUUUGGGUGACGUUGCCAUCUAUGUUAGGAGAGAUCGUCAUAAAACCGAACCAUGUCGCAAUGUAGUGUUUGUUCGUAGAUGGUUUCAUUGCAAAGGCAAUACCAAACUGGUAAUCGUGU